Molecule: messenger RNA, 2055 nt
Organism: Cordyceps militaris CM01
Lineage: Eukaryota; Fungi; Ascomycota; Sordariomycetes; Hypocreales; Cordycipitaceae
Product: serine/threonine-protein kinase 24
Exons: 5
Coding region: 1-2055 (684 amino acids)
Biological process (GO): protein phosphorylation
Molecular function (GO): ATP binding; protein kinase activity
Source: RefSeq, a predicted model, not a curated record
AUGACGGAGCGCCAAGAUCUUGACGUUACCAACGAGGCUCUCCUUGACCCCCAACUUCUCUAUUCCAAAGAAUACUGCAUUGGCGGGGGCAGCUUCGGCAAGGUGUUUAAAGGCGUCGAUAAACGCACCGGCGAGGCCGUCGCUAUCAAGGUCAUUGACAUUGAGAACGCCGAAGACGAAGUCGAAGACAUUAUCCAGGAAAUAGCCAUCCUCUCCGAGCUACAGUCCCCUUACGUCACCAAAUACUAUGGCUCCUACUCCAAGGGCGCUGAGCUCUGGAUCGUCAUGGAGUUCUGUGCCGGCGGCAGCUGUGCCGACCUGAUGAAGCCCGGCCUCAUCAGCGAAGACUACAUUGCCAUUAUCACCCGUGAGCUGCUCUUGGGGUUAGAGUACUUACAUGCCGAUAAGAAAUUACAUAGAGAUAUCAAGGCUGCCAACGUCCUUUUGAGCGCCGCGGGCCAAGUCAAGCUGGCUGACUUUGGCGUCUCUGGCCAGCUGUCAGCAACCAUGACCAAAAAGAAUACCUUUGUAGGCACCCCGUUUUGGAUGGCACCCGAAGUCAUCAAGCAAUCAGGCUAUGACCACAAGGCCGAUAUAUGGUCCUUGGGCAUCACUGCUCUCGAGCUAGCCAACGGUGAACCGCCAUACGCCGACAUUCACCCCAUGAAGGUUCUCUUCCUCAUCCCCAAGAACCCGGCACCCCGUCUCGAGGGCAACUUCACAAAGGCGUUCAAAGAAUUCGUCGAGCUUUGCCUGCAGCGCGACCCGAAAGACAGGCCCAGCGCAAAGGACUUGCUUCGACACCCUUUUAUCAGAAGAGCAAAGAAGACUACAUACCUGACGGAGCUGAUUGAACGUCACAGCCGCUGGUCGGCAACGCACAAAGGCGACGACGACGAUAAUUGGGAUUCUGCUUCAGCAGGCGUACCCACCAGACGCGACAAGGUAGACGAGGAUAUGUGGGAUUUUGGCACCGUCCGACUCGUCGGUGACCGCGGCAGCAAAUUCACUCGCCCUGGCCUCAACGACCUCAACGACAAGGGCACAAACGCAAGAGCAGCGAGGUCGCGUGAAAAUUCGGAUGAUUAUGGCGAAACGAGGCGCGAAGUGAGCCCGACCAAGGCGCGCGACUUUGCCUUGGAUGCUAGCGACACUGUCAAGGCCCCCUCGAGACAGUCGAGCCCCCAGCGAAAACCGCUGGCACCUGCCGUGCACUCGCCGGCCAAGGUUCCCUUGCCCGCAAGUCCGAUAAAAACGGCGAAACAACUCCUGCCAGAGACACCGACCAAGUCAAAACCCUUGCCACCCCUAGCCGAGAGCCAGUCUCCCGACUAUGAUCGGGAGCUGCAGGCCCAACUCCAGCAAGACCUGAGUGUGCUGAGCAUAGACUUCUCCAACCGCAGUUCACCAUCGCCGGCGAUAAAGGCACCUUUCGCCGAAAAGCCGCUACCACCAACACAACAGGGGCCAGACUCGAGACCAACAUCGCGCAUCGGACCCAUUCAUCUGCAGGAUAUUCCGCCUUUCCGAGGCAGCCCGUCGUCUCAAUCGCAAUCACAGUUUGCAUCUCCGUCACCAGCCGCGUCGCAGGUCAGAACGCCCAUCAAGUCUCACUCGCCAGCGCCGGACAUUACUACGCCGUCUUCAUUCCCGUCUCCGAUGCCUGCUAAUCCCAAUGGCGAGCUGGAUGCGCUCAACGAUGUCAUCUUCCCGGCGUUAGAGGAGGCCCUUAAGCGGCGUGAGGCGCGCCUGCAGCAAAUCUUUGCCGUUGAGCAAGUGGGAGCAGUGAAGCAGCAACGAAUAGAAGUGGCGCAUGACAAAUUACGCAAGAUGGUCUACAAGCUGGCGCAUUAUGAACCCAAGGCCGCGGAGAGCUACGCGCGCGGCGGCGUGAUGGCGGGCUUCGUGAGCCUGUCGAGCUUUGCUGCUUUGGAGCGGUUCAUCGCCGCGGUGGAGGGCGGGAGGUGCGAGGCGUACGGGGGACGCUGGGAGACAGUGUCCGUCUUUGACGCCGGCCUGACGCCGGCGUGGUCGGAGGAGGAGUUGGAGGCGUGA